Molecule: messenger RNA, 1566 nt
Organism: Pseudocercospora fijiensis CIRAD86
Lineage: Eukaryota; Fungi; Ascomycota; Dothideomycetes; Mycosphaerellales; Mycosphaerellaceae
Exons: 4
Coding region: 1-1566 (521 amino acids)
Biological process (GO): transmembrane transport; amino acid transport
Cellular component (GO): membrane
Molecular function (GO): transmembrane transporter activity
Source: RefSeq, a predicted model, not a curated record
AUGAGCCGUCGAGCGAGUCUGAUCACCGAUGGCGACCAUUUGGCAGCGCUGGGCAUCCAGCAGGAGCUCAAGCGGAAUUUCUCUCCGCUGUCCAUGCUGGGACUGGCCUUCGCCAUCCUGAAUUCCUGGACGGCGUUGUCAACUUCCAUGUCCCUGGCUCUGCCAUCCGGAGGUGCGACAUCUGUUAUUUGGGGUCUUGUCACCGCCGGAGUGUUCAAUCUCUGCCUGGCAGCGAGUUUGGCGGAAUUCUUGAGUGCGUAUCCGACUGCUGGCGGACAAUAUCACUGGGUUCAUAUCAUCUCAUGGCAUUCGUGGAAACCACUUCUCUCCUGGAUCACUGGAUGGAUCAAUGUCUUCGGAUGGAUGGCGUUGGUUGCCACAGGAGGUCUGCUGGGCAGUCAAAUCAUCAUCGGCAUCAUCGCUCUCUACGAUACCAGCUAUGUCGCACAGAGAUGGCAUCAAUUCCUCAUCUACAUUGGCUACAACAUCUUUGCCAUGCUUGUCAAUGCUUUCGGCAAUUCCAUUUUGCCGCUGGUCAACAAGACCGCGAUUAUCUGGAGUAUCUCCGGCUUCGUGAUCAUCUCCAUCACCGUGCUGGCUUGUGCUUCGCCCGACUACAACUCCGGAGACUUUGUUUACCGCGAAUUCUUGAACACGACUGGAUGGCCUGAUGGUGUUGCCUGGCUUCUUGGACUGCUGCAGGGCAGUCUGGGGCUGACUGGCUAUGAUGCCACAGCACACAUGAUUGAAGAGAUUCCGAACGCCGCGGUGGAAGGACCAAAAAUUAUGAUAUACUGCGUUGCGAUCGGCAUGUUCACUGGCUUCAUCUUCCUCUCUUGCUUGCUUUUCGUUGCCGGCAGCGACAUUAACGAGGUCAUCGAAUCAGGCGCAGGACCACUGAACCAAAUCAUUUUCAAUGCAACCCACUCCCGGGCGGGAACGGUCUGCCUUCUCAUGUUCCCGCUGGUCUGUCUGCUCUUUGCAACAACAUCAAUCAUGACCACUUCCUCUCGCAUGACCUAUGCAUUUGCACGAGACGGCGGCCUCCCUUUCUCCCGCAUCUUCGCGCGUGUACACAAGAAACUCGAUGUUCCUCUCGAGGCACUUGGACUCACAGUUGUGGUGGUCUUGGUGUUCGGGUGCAUCUUUCUGGGAUCGACCAGCGCUUUCAAUGCCAUUGUCAGUGCUUCGGUGGUUGCUUUGGGUGUCUCCUACGGCAUACCGGUCACUAUCAACUGCCUUCGCGGCCGUAAGCAGCUGCCGCCAACAAGGACGUUCAUCCUACCAGAGUGGUUCGGAUGGACAGUCAACCUCAUGGGCAUCGCUUUCGUCAUUGUCACCACGGUGCUCUUCGUCUUUCCACCAGAAUUGCCCGUGACCGGCAACAACAUGAAUUACUGCAUUGUCGCAUUUGCGAUUGUUUUCAUCAUCAGCAUGAUGCAAUGGUUCGUGGAUGGACGCAAAAACUAUACUGGACCGAAGGUGGACAUGGUGGCCAAUAUCCUGGUCGCCAUGCAGUCUCCACGUGCAGUUCUGAUGACUCCUACGUUACUCAUGCCCGACUAA